CAAAAUAUCUUCCUUACAAUUAUAUAGUCCUUGAACCUUAUCUUAUUUCAUCAUACUUGUAUCAUAUCAUAAAAUCAUUUAUCUUUUCAAGAGAGAGACAGAGAAUGGAGUCUUCAAGCAGGCCAAAUAGAAGUGAUACACACUUGAGUAAAGAGGAAGAAGAGAAAAUAGCCGAAGAAACCAAGGAACAUUUUGAUGGAUUAGCACCAAAACGUCACACUAAGCCUCAAAGAAGCGAGUAUUCUUCCAAUUAUGUUGAUGCUAACAACACUGCUACCUUAAUCCCGGAAUACGUCGAGUUUCAACGGCUUGAAAAUGAUCCUCAGGAGGUUAACGAUGGAAGCCAAGUGAGUGAGGAGUUUACAGAGACAGAUUAUUACAAGGAUCUAAAUUGUGUGGAUAAACAACAUCACACGACAGGAAAAGGGUUCAUCAAGAUGGAAAAUGACAAUGGGGAAAAAUACUACAUUUCCCCUGAUACAGACCUUACUCAUCAUGCUUCUAGCAAGGGAAAUCCAGCAACUAAUGACUGGAUACCAUCUGCAGAUGAUCAGCAGAAUUGGAACUGAAAACAGGCCACUCUUGUUUCUGACAAGCCGAACCGAAGCGACAGUUAAGUCGAAGAUCAGAACUUAUUCAUCACUUGAGCUCAAGAAGUUGCUGCUACUAAAGAGUUCUUGUAAAAGAUUGAAUUAGUAUGAUUUUCUGAUUUAGACAACCACUGUAUGAAAUAAAAAUUCUUAGUAUGGCCAUUUUUGCUACUAGUUGCAAAAUAUAAGUGAAAAAUUUAUUGGCAGACUACCUUCAAGUAGCUCAUCAUGAGAUUUUAUUCGCAAGAUCUGAUAAGUCACAUCUGAUCAAGGGUCAAUUUUGAGGAAUUGAGUAAAUUUCCAUGAUACACCUCAUUGUGUUAGCUAAUAUUUUUGAUGGAAAAUUCACUUUAAUUGCAACAUUUCUCAUAUCUGGUAA
Messenger RNA from Beta vulgaris subsp. vulgaris (sugar beet), 969 nucleotides. RefSeq lists its product as uncharacterized. The record is from RefSeq and is a predicted model, not a curated record. The transcript is spliced from 4 exons. Lineage: Eukaryota; Viridiplantae; Streptophyta; Magnoliopsida; Caryophyllales; Amaranthaceae. Bases 105 to 569 code for a protein of 154 amino acids.